AUGCCAGCAGGCAACGAUGGGAAGGCUCACAAGAUGAUGUUUGCCAAUGUCGCAGACUCGGACUUGAGUAUCCAGGAUGAAGACCCGUGUGGAUCGAUUUAUGACGUCUUCAAUCUCCAGUCGUAUCUUGAUGAUGAGGUCCCUUGCAAAACGGCUUUCAAUGUCUUCGACUCGUUCGCAUGGUUCGACGAAGAGAACUCCCGUGAAACUUCCCCUGACACUUCAGAUGUGGACUCGCGCUUCGACGAUAUUGAGACCAUGGACCCACCCCAGACAGGCGAUCCAACGACACCCAAGGCACCUCAACCGCUGGAUUUCUUACACACCGCGCCAGAGCACAAUGAUCGAGAGCUAAGGCCUAGCGACCCCGAAUGUGUCUCGAAAUCUGACAUUUUCGCAGCAUGCCAGACCUCGGAACAUGCAGCAAUCGACCUUGUUUGCCGAGAUGAAGUCGAGGAGCCUCAGUCAACGGAGGCAAUCGGAUACUACUGCGAGUUUGACCUGAUCGAUUCACAGCCUGUACAAAUCUCCAAAUUAGAAGGUGUGACCGAGACCAAAGAGCGCAGCAGCAGUGCCAAGUCCCCUGUUGAGCCCAGCGAAGGCAGAUGUGAAGACACCAGUCCGGAGGCGACUCAGACGAGGUUUCAGGAAUCAAGUGGCAUUCCCUGGUACAAGGAUCCGCCCAAGAAGGAUCCAGAUAAGGUUGUAGGAUACAAAUCCAAUCCCAAUCGUGAAGUGCCUGAGCCGCUUCCUAUCACCCCCGAGUUCGAAGACGGUUAUGGAGAUCUGCCCACAAAGGAUCCUGAUAAGAGUGCCAACACGAUCAAGUAUUCGGGCGAUGGCCUAACCCGCAGAUACGAGUCUAAGGUGACUCCAGAGGCUGAAAGCACCUACAUCAUUUGUGAUGAUGAGAUUGCCCUGUUCGAAGUCAAACGCGAGUCUGAACCCAGCAGGAAGUCGGAAAUAACACGGGCCCUAGACUCAGCGCAAGAGGACAAUGAGCAUAAAGAUAAAGAGCUAAGGCCUCCCGGCCUCAAUGAAGAGCUCAAUCAUUAUUGUUCUAUGUUGUGUACUGAGUUCCGCUGUGAGGUUUCCAUGCUCAAGACGGUAGAGGGCAUCUACGUCGUCCAGGAUGACCUUGUGGUUCUCUUUGAAGCUGCGCAAGACGCAGAGUGUGAGGUCCAGUUCAGAGGCGAGCCUAGCCUAGCACGUCACGAAAACCGGUAUGGCUCUAGAGCACUCAGGAGUGCUCUGGAGAUUGGUUGCAUACUCCCAAGCUCUCAAAAGCUCCCACAGCUCCUGAGUGAUCCCAAGUAA
Messenger RNA from Cantharellus anzutake, 1317 nucleotides. RefSeq lists its product as uncharacterized. Lineage: Eukaryota; Fungi; Basidiomycota; Agaricomycetes; Cantharellales; Hydnaceae. The transcript has 3 exons. The record is from RefSeq and is a predicted model, not a curated record. The coding region runs from base 1 to 1317 and encodes 438 amino acids.